AGGUAAGAAACGCGUAACAUCGAAUUCAUUCUUCCCCCGAGCAUACCCUCCUUCGUUGUUCUCCUGUGCUUAUUUUGGACAGAGUGGAAAGCUCAGCGUUGCAGUUGGUGUACCCGCUGGAUUCUCGUCCGGUGCAGCUAAUCUUCCGGGGGUUGCAGGUGGUCAAGGAGAAACGAUCCCUCCUCCGGGAUGUCUCGGGCGUUGUUAAACCCGGCGAACUUUUGGCCGUCAUGGGCCCCUCAGGUUGCGGCAAAACGACGUUAUUGAACUGCCUGUCAGGCCGCGUGGGCUUGGACGGGGGUGAAAUCUGGCUGAAUCGUGAAAGGUUGACAAAAAGAUGGCGCAGAAGAAUCUGUUACGUGCAACAGCAGGACGUUUUCUUUCCCGAUCUCACGUUACGACAGACACUCGAGUACCAGGCGAGGCUCAGGCUUCCGGACACGUUCUCGCACUCACAGAAGAUGCAGUGCGUGGAUCAUAUCAUCGAGGUCCUCGACCUCGCCACCUGCCAAGACACCAUUAUCGGAGAUUACACGAAACGAGGACUCUCCGGUGGCGAGAAGAAAAGGACGAGCAUAGCCUGCGAGUUGCUUACCAAUCCUUCUCUUAUGCUGCUCGACGAACCAACGAGCGGGUUGGACUCCCAUUCGGCACAGGCGUUGAUUUCACGGCUGAAGAAGUACGCGGAACAAGAGGGGAAGAGCAUAGUGAUAACAGUGCAUCAACCCAGCUCGAGGAUGUUCCACAGUUUCAGCAAGAUCCUGCUGCUGAGCCGUGGCCAAGUCGCGUAUUACGGCCUCACGGCAAACAUCGGCAGGUUUUUCUCCACGAUCGGACUCACCCUGCUCCCCCACUACAACCCCGCUGAUUUUAUACUGGAGCAAAUAAAGGGGCCAGAAGAGGUUCGGGAGCGCAUCGUUGCCGCGGCGAGGAACGCGAGACAGGGACCUGACUGCCCGCCGGAACUUCGCCCGGACUACAAUCCAAGCCAACAUCCGCUCUGCGACCAUCUGAUCCAUUAUCACGAGCACCACAUCAGCCACAACGUGAAAGAAGACGAAGGUCGCACGCUGUGGUUAGACACGCAAAGCCAUGCCAGCAGCAGCGCCAGUUCUGCGGACGAUGACUAUACCUGGCAGUGGCCCACCAGUUUCUGGUCGCAAUUCAAAGUAUUAUCAGAAAGAAACUUUCAAGAGGCACGACCUCGGAUGCUGUCUCGUCUCAACUGGCUUCAAACGAUAGCUCUCGGCCUGCUUGCUGGACUGUUGUGGCUAAGACUUCCCAGAACCGAAGCGGCACUUCACGACAUCCAAGGAUGGAUGUUCUUCAGCACCACGUACUGGAUGCUGUUCGCACACUUUGGUGCACUCUCCAGUUUUCCUCCGGAACGCGAGGUGAUCAACAAGGAGCGGCUUUCAGGAUCGUAUCGGCUCUCGGCCUAUUACUUGGCGAAAAUGGUCGGCGAGUUGCCGCUUACGAUCACGUUGCCCGCUGUCUACCAUAUCAUCAGUUACCCGAUGUUGGGCUUCCACAGUCCGGCAGUUUUUGUCACCCUGCUGGCGUUUCUCUUACUCAACACCAUCGUCGCACAGAGCGUGGGAUUCUUCGUUGGGGCAUGCUGUUUGGAUCUGCAGGUUAGCAUAACCGCGUCCGCGCUUUACACCCUCGCCACGCAAUUGCUCGGCGGUUAUUUGGCGACGGCUGUCCCACCGUGGUUGGCAUGGGCAAGAUACGCGAGUAUGGUGCACUACGCCUAUCAGAACAUGCAAAUCCUGGAAUUCGGCGUUGGCGAACCGAUCACAUGCUCGCAGCCAAGCAAGUUCCAGGAAUGCAGGAACGCCACGACGAUACCUGUUUCGGCGAUCCUCGAGAGCCAGGGCGGCGCAAGGGGUUCCGGUCUUCCACUGUGGGCUAACACGGCCGUCCUCCUGGCGUUCCUCGUCAUAUUCCGCACCCUGGGCUACCUGGUGUUGCGCUACUAUCGCGUGCCCAAGUGAAACGGCGCGCGAUGAGAACCGCCUUUCCACUGCCGCCACGAUCCACCGUACGAUACUGGUGGAUCGGCCGCGAUCGACGGACGUCGUCACGGCCUCGCCGCGCUAACGGGAACCUCGUCAACGUCGUGAUUUCGUCGUCGAGCUUCCGUUUCACCCUUCGUUUCGUGUGCAUCGAUCGAGAUAUAUAUAUAUAUAGAGAGACAGAGAGAGAGAGAGGGAGAGAGAGAGAGAGAAAACUCGAGACCGAGAUAUUUAUUUUUCCAGGAUUGACACGCGGAAUUCGGGGGUGGUAAUGAAAAGAUAAUCCUAAUAAACGUUACUCGAAGCACCUUUUUUUCCUUUCUUUUUUUUGAUCAUUCACGAUUCGAGAAUGAGGGUGUUCAAGGAUGAUCGUUCGAAUAACGAAAACGGAGUCGCUAUUCUAUUUAUAUAUCCGCAUGCACGAGUGAAGAGGGGGAGGGGAAGGGGGGGGGGAUAAACACGCGAAUUUCGAGGAUGAAUUCUUGGAUUCGUCUUUUCACGACCACCUGACUAAUAUACUCCACUCUUUGAUAUCUUAAUUAUCGAGCUAGGACUACUACUAUUUUUUAUUAUAUAAUUGUACACCGCAUCAUACACGCAGAAAGAUAUAGAAUAUAUAUACCUCAGACAGACAGGGAAAGAAAAGAAAAGAAGAGAAAAGAAAAGAAAAGAAAUCAGCGACCUAAGCGAAACGAGGGGUUAUAAACGAGCCGAAAGGGUUGACAAGGAGCGAGGAAUUUUGGGCAGUUUUUUGCGCUCGUUUCCGCUAGCGGCUGGCCACGAAAGAGAGAGAGAGAGAGAGAGGAGAACUCGCGUCACCAAGAGAUUUGGCGAAGACUAUAUACAUAAGAUUGUACACGUAGAGAUUUUAUAUAUAUAUAUAUAGAUAGAUAGAUAAAUAGAUAGAGAUAUAUAUAUAUAUAUAUAUCACUCUGUCGCGUGGAGUAAGAUGAACAUAGAUGGCAUGGGAGAAUGCAUGGACGAGUGAGUGAAUGAGGAGGGAGACUCUUUUCUUUUUAAUUUUUCUCGCGGAAACAAGGGUAUAUAAUACAGAUAGAGCAAAGAUACGCGUGUAUUUUGUGUUUUUUAAAGUGUGCACGUGUACAUGAUGAUACUCUCGAGUGAAUGGGAUGAUCGAGCGUGUGUGGAAAUGACGAGAGAGAGAGAGAGAGAGAGAAAUUGUUUCUUCGUUCUUUUUCUCUUUUUUUUUUUUUUUUUAAUUUUCUCGUUUUUUGGAAGAAUCGAAAAAAAAAAUCGACCGAAAGAGAUCGCGAACACAGAUCGAGACGCAUUUUUUACGACGACGAAUCUUUUCUUACCACGUACGAUACUACUCUCGAACCGAAGAAGACGAGAAGAUGAGAAGAUAAAGAUAAAAUAAAGAAAAAAGUGAGAAGGAGAGUGGAGAGAAAUGAAAAUCUCUAUAUACUGUGUCGAAUUCACUUCAGCCUUCAGUGUGCAAACGCUUCGAAGGCGUGA
Messenger RNA from Apis laboriosa (Himalayan honeybee), 3497 nucleotides. It is a transcript of the gene E23, whose product is annotated as ABC transporter G family member 14. The transcript has 12 exons. Gene Ontology annotation, molecular function: ATP binding; ABC-type transporter activity; ATP hydrolysis activity. Bases 231 to 1997 code for a protein of 588 amino acids. NCBI's taxonomy places the organism in Eukaryota, Metazoa, Arthropoda, Insecta, Hymenoptera, Apidae. The record is from RefSeq and is a predicted model, not a curated record. Gene Ontology annotation, cellular component: plasma membrane.